Molecule: messenger RNA, 2306 nt
Organism: Haliotis rufescens (red abalone)
Lineage: Eukaryota; Metazoa; Mollusca; Gastropoda; Lepetellida; Haliotidae
Product: endoglucanase 4-like
Exons: 14
Coding region: 98-2254 (718 amino acids)
Biological process (GO): carbohydrate metabolic process
Molecular function (GO): hydrolase activity, hydrolyzing O-glycosyl compounds; polysaccharide binding
Source: RefSeq, a predicted model, not a curated record
GGAAUAACGAAAAUAGAUGGUUUAUCUCAAACUGUGACAUAAAGCCCACAAUGCCAGCUGGCUAGUUGACACACACGGGACUUGAGCAAGUCUCAAGAUGCUUCUGCUGCUGUUGGCAAGUAGUAUCGCCCUCUGCGGGGCAGACCUUUCAGUGAAUAUCGGCAACCACUGGAACGGUGGUUUCCAGGCCAAGAUUUGCAUCCCCAUCACUCAAGAGCUUCACUCAUGGAAGGUGCACCUGCAUUUUGAUAAAGAAGUGGAUAGUAUAAAUUGCGGCACAGCUGACGUCCAAAAGACGAAUGGAAUGGAAUACAUUUUAUCGGACAAGAAAUGGAACGCUGAUGAGCAUGUUGGGGAUCAGCUGUGUCUGGACAUCGUGGCCGUCACAAGCGGAGAUGUAACUCCGCAGAUUACCGUGACGGUCGAGGGGAUGCCCAUCAGUGGGACGUCUUCUGGCGGCGGGUCUACAGGGACGCCUUCUGGCGGCAAUAACAAUCACAACACCGCACAGCCAGGUGCCACGGUAAAAGUGCCAGCGUCUACUAAAGUCACUCACAAUGGCGUCGGGGGCGGUGAAGUGGCCACAACCAACGCCAUGCAAAUCUUCAACGACUGGGGCACCCGGUUUGAGGCUCAGUUUGAGUUCCCGGUCACUGAGCGCAUUGAAGGGUGGAAGGUGGACAUCCAGUGGUCUACUUCAGUCGACAAGAUGGACGUUGCUGGUGCUAUUGUCGGCCAUAAAUCAGCUGAUGGCAAAUCAUGGACCCUGGUGAACAGACAGGACAAGGUCUUCUUUGCCAAAGGCAGCACCAUACAGCUGCGGUUCUUCGCCAACCACGCCGGGAGCAAGACCCCCACAGCUACCGCUACCCUGACCAACCUGGGACACGACGAUGGCAGCUACCCGGCUAUCAAGAACACUGGGGGCACCAAGUACAACUAUGAUGAAGUGUUGUUCAAGUCCAUCCUCUUCUACGAGGCUCAGAGAUCAGGGAAACUCCCAGCGUCCAACAGAAUUCCCUGGAGGGGAGACUCCGCCCUGGGAGACAAGGGAAGUAAUGGACAGGACCUCACUGGGGGGUGGUAUGACGCUGGUGAUCAUGUCAAGUUUAACCUGCCCAUGGCGUUUACCACAACCAUCUUGACCUGGAGUCUGAUCCAGUGGAAGGACGCCUACCAGAAGUCCGGUCAGCUUGACCACAUGUACGACUGUAUCAAGUGGCCGCUCGACUACCUCCUCAAGUGUCACACAGCCAAGGACGAGCUGUAUGUACAGGUCGGAAACGGAGAUACAGAUCACAACUUUUGGGGAAGACCCGAGGACAUGACGAUGGCAAGACCCGCCUAUAAGAUAACCGCAAGCAGUCCCGGAAGUGACGUAGCUGGACAAACCGCUGCUGCAAUGGCCGCUGGCUCUAUUGCUUUCAAAGACAAAGAUCCCGCAUACGCCAGCACCCUCCUUACCCACGCCAAACAACUGUACGACUUCGCCAUGCAACACCAAGGCCGCUACAGUAAGAGCGUCAGUGCCGCCGCCAAGUUCUACCCAUCCACGAACAACACAGACGAGCACGCCUGGGCCGGACUGUGGCUGUAUCAGGCAACAAAUGACACUAAAUACCUGACCGAGGCCGAAAAAUACCACCAGCCCGGGGAGGCCUGGGGCAUGAGCUGGGACGACAACCAGGCGGCCAACAAUGUUCUGUUUUAUAAGCUCACAAAGAACGACAAGUACAAGCAGGACAUGACAGACACUUUCGAGAAAUACUGGUUCCCCAACCAGGUCAUCAGGUACACACCUAAAGGUCUGGCGUGGAGGCUGCAGUGGGGAUCUCUCAGAUAUGCGUCCAACAUGGCGCUGGUGGCACUGAUGGCGGCCGAGGAGGGAAUCAACCCUGCCGUGUACCGGGAGUGGGCCAUGAAACAGCUCCACUACGCGCUCGGGGACACCGGCUUCAGCUACGUCAUAGGGAUGGGGAAGGACUUCGCUCACAGCCCUCACCAUAGAUCUAGUUCCUGCCCCUGGCCCCCAUCAGCGUGUGGGCCCCAGGUCAUGUCCAGUCAUGAGCCAAAUGUCCACACCCUGUUCGGAGCUCUGGUAGGAGGGCCUGACGACAGUGACGCCUACAAGGACGACCGCGCCAACUACGUCAACAACGAGGUGGCCUGUGACUACAACGCCGGCUUCCAAGCAGCUGUUGCAGGUCUGCGUUCUCUGGCCAACAGAAACCUGCAUCCAGAACAGAAACACUGAUCCAUGUCUUGGUCUUGUAAAGCAAAGAUUUGAAUAAACAGCUGAAAGGAAA